Messenger RNA from Xenopus tropicalis (tropical clawed frog), 5948 nucleotides. RefSeq names its product MLLT10, histone lysine methyltransferase DOT1L cofactor (gene mllt10). The transcript has 21 exons. The record is from RefSeq and is a predicted model, not a curated record. NCBI's taxonomy places the organism in Eukaryota, Metazoa, Chordata, Amphibia, Anura, Pipidae. Gene Ontology annotation, cellular component: nucleus. Gene Ontology annotation, molecular function: histone binding; nucleosome binding. Gene Ontology annotation, biological process: regulation of DNA-templated transcription. Bases 1082 to 3820 code for a protein of 912 amino acids.
UGCAGUUGAAUCACCUGUGGCUUCACCAGAGAAUUCAGCGCCAUGCACAAAAUCCAAGCACAAAGAGCAAGAACCCGAGCGAGUGAGCUUUCCUACACGCACAUUAGUCCCCCGACCUUAAACAUGCAGCUCCCUGUUGCACACAUCUACUAUCAGCAUCCCUGCACCUCGCUGUCGCGGCCACACUUGCAGACACACUAGAGCAGCUGUAGGCUGCGACUCUUCUCUCUGGCUACAGGCACACUCCUCAAUGGGAAGGGAAAGACAAAAACAAACCAGGUGACACGUGACCCGCUCUGUCACUCACCCCCAAGCCCCGCCCCCAUACUUCCGCCACGCUGGUUGGCAGCGGCUUCAGCCUACUGGCCUAUAGGGGCGCUGUUGGAGCAAUUGACACCGGUGUCAUCACAGCGCAUGCGUAUUCGCUCCCUUUCCUCGUUGUGAUCCUGCCUGUCCGGGCAGCCCCGGCGACAUGAGGCGGAUACAGCGUCAGUAAUGCGGGAGGCGAUCUCCGGCCGGCCUUGGGUGCCGAGCCCCCCGAACUUGGUCUCUUGGAGGAUUGUAAAAGAGUAAUCGGUGCAUGUCUUCUCUUUUCCCGUUUCCUCUGGUCGGCCCCCCCGUAGAUGGUGUCUGGAGAGCCGGUGGUCGUCGCAGCGGAGGAAGAGCUCCCCACUAGUAUGAAGGAGAUGAUCGGAGGCUGCUGUGUGUGCUCAGACGAACGAGGCUGGGCCGAAAACCCACUGGUUUACUGCGACGGGCAUGGCUGCAAUGUGGCGGUGCAUCAAGCUUGCUAUGGCAUAGUGCAAGUGCCGACUGGACCUUGGUUUUGUAGGAAAUGUGAAUCUCAGGAAAGAGCUGCCAGAGUGAGAUGUGAAUUGUGUCCUCAUAAGGAUGGAGCUUUAAAAAGAACAGACAAUGGGGGUUGGGCUCACGUGGUAUGUGCACUAUAUAUACCCGAGGUUCAGUUUGCUAAUGUUUCUACAAUGGAGCCGAUUGUGUUACAGUCUGUGCCCCAUGAACGAUACAACAAGGAGCCGGUUAACCUGCUGUGUGUUUUUUUGGAGGGUGAGAGAAAGCCAGAAUGACUGAAAGAAUUGCACACAGACACAGGGAAACCAGGCAAACUCCUUGCAGACAAGAUAUCACCCUGACUUGCUAUAUUUGUGAUGAGCAAGGGAGAGAGAGCAAAGCUGCUACUGGUGCUUGUAUGACCUGCAAUAAACACGGAUGUCGACAAGCCUUCCAUGUUACUUGUGCACAGCUUGCUGGGCUCCUUUGUGAAGAAGAAGGGAACGGUGCAGAUAACGUUCAGUAUUGUGGUUAUUGUAAAUAUCACUACAGCAAACUGAAGCAUAAAGAAAAAGAAAAGCACAGGCAGAAAUCCAGAAAGCAAAUGGAGCCACUGCCAGCAUUAGUCCCUUCUCUGACUGUGACGACUGAAAAAACCUAUACCUGCAGCAGCAGCAACAACAACAACUCUGUACCAAGCUCAGUGAAGCGCAUAGAAGACACUUCCGCCCGGUUUACCAAUGCAAAUUUUCAAGAGGUUUCUACUCAUCCUACUAGCGUAAAGGAAGCACUGGAAGCCCGGAGUUCUGAAAUAAAAGGAAAGAAAGCUGCAAGUCACAUCACCUUACAACGGGGCAGAAAAUCUAGUAGUGGAAGGAAUUGUGCAGGCUCCGCAACAGCAACAAGUCCCUUCCAGCAAGCCCAUUUUUCAGGAACACCAAGCAGUGUUAAGUCAUCCUCUGGAAGUUCAGUCCAGUCACCACAGGAAUUUCUUAGCUUUACAGAAUUUGAAGUUCGGACUGAAAGCUAUCAUCACUCUCAGCAAUUAACGUCAACCAAAGAUGCGCCUAAAGGAGAUACAGGAUUGCAGGAAGGGACAAUAAACAGUUUUAGCUCCUUAAUUGGUCUUCCUACAAAUCCACCUCUGUCUUUCCAGACAAAAAACUAUGAAAGUGUUCCUGGGGAUUAUGUUAAUAGCAGCCUUACUGUAGCAGGAUACAAGCGCUUGCAGUCCUCUGUUCUAGAUGAAGAUACGGUAAAAGAGAAGAAGCGUAAAGGAAAUAAGCAGAACAAACAUGGUCCUGGCAGACCAAAGGGAAACAAAAACCAAGAGACUCUUUCCCAUUUAUCUGCAUCUUCCGCUUCUCCAACAUCAUCGGUGGCAUCCGCAGCUGGGAGCAUAGCCAGCUCUGUUAUUCAAAGGUCUCCCACAUUGCUCAGGAAUGGAAGCUUACAGAGUUUAAGCGUUGGGUCAUCUCCAGGUGGUUCAGCAAGUUUGUGCAACUGCAAUGAUGUCCCCACAUCCUUUCCCAGUGCUUUGUCUGGUUCCAGCACUCCAGUAUCAAGUUCCCACAUACCACAACCUGCAGCAGCUCAUUUGCAGCAAGAAGUCUCCUCUUCCCCUUCAUCUUUAGCCACUGUUCCAGCAAACACCGUAGCAACUCAGGUAUCCUCACUCCCUGGAUCCUCGCUUGCCAUGUCUUCAUCUCAUACAUAUGGCAGGAGGCUCAAUCCAACUUCUGCCGCAGGGACUCUGCCAGUGCCAAGUGAAAAUGCUCAGCCAGAUCAAGAUGCUGUAGACCAUAACCGCAACCUUCCAGCAAAAGGAGCCUCCCCCAGAGGAAGUAUUUCUCCACGGUUGAACAUCUAUGGUGUGGGGUCAGAUAAAAUAUCUCCUUUGAACAGUCUUGCCACCUCUCGCUUUGAGCCAUCAGGAAACAGUAGUCUGGAGAGUGUCCCCCCAGCUGCCACCAGUAUAGAGCAGCUCCUAGAGAGGCAGUGGAGUGAAGGGCAGCAGUUUCUGCAAGAACAAGGAACCAGUAGUGACAUUUUAGGCAUGCUGAAAUCACUACACCAGCUGCAAGUGGAAAACAGGCGACUGGAGGAACAGAUAAAGAACCUGACGGCCAAAAAGGAGCGCCUUCAGCUGUUAAAUGCACAGCUUUCUGUCCCGUUCCCAACAAUCUCAUCAAACCCCAACACAUCCCCUCAAGUGCACACAUACCCUUUACAGAAUGUAUCCAACAGUGAUUCCUUAAACAUCAGUAAGAGCCCUCAUUUAGGGAACUUCCAGUUGGACAACGCCCUUCCAGUUCCAAAUCAGGAACUUACGUCAAGUGGACAAAGCACCAGCAGUUCUUCAUCUCUUUCUACACCACCCCCCGAUGGACAGAGUCCAGCACAGCAAGUCCAGGGUGUUCACAGGAUAAAUGGUGUGGCAAUGGGAGCACUAACAAGUGGCAUUCAGUCAGUCACACAAGCUCUUCCUAAUGUUGCGAGUGUGGGUGCAAUUAUUGGAGCCUUGCCAGCAAAUCAGCUGUCUAUUAAUUUUGGAGCUCUGAAUGGGGUGAUGCAGAACCCGGCUAACUUGCCUCAGACUGCUGCUCUUACACAUGGAUCCAUAUUGCCUAAUGUGACGCACCCCAUAACGUCCUCAUUAGCAAACAGUGCCUCGGGACUUGGGUUGCUGACAGACCAACAAAGACAGUUGUUACUCCAUCAGCAGCAACAACAGUUUCAACAUAUUCUGAAUUCUCAGCAGCUUACCCCUGAACAGCACCAUACUUUCUUAUAUCAGCUGAUGCAACAGCACCACCAACAGCAGCAACAGCACCACCAGCCAGAACUGCAGCAACUUCAGAUUCCUGGAGCAGCCCAGUUACCCUUAAACAGCCUGCUGGCAGGAGCCCAAGCUGCCCCUCUUCAUUCCACCACUACCAACCCAUUCCUUGCAUUGCACGGAGACACCGCAGCUCAGAAAGUGUCCAGACUUGGAGAUAAAUCUGGGCCGGUUUUGCAAGACAAAAGUUGAUCUCCAAACGACAGAGAUGCAAAUUAUCUUCCUGGCACUUGUCCCGCUGCAGACGGAAGUCUUCCUUUUUGUAGCUACGAAACAAUGCAAUUGGAGAUAAAACUGCACAAAAUAUUUGUGUCCAUCUCUUGUAAGCUAGACGGACAGGCAACACACUGCCGGACGCUGCAGGCCAAGGCUAACCAGCAGGGCUGUACGGUGGCAGCCUUUCUCCUGAGGCUUUUGAAUAUUUAUAUAGUGUCCUUCUAGUUUUUGAUGCACUGAAAUAUGACUGUUAUGCGAGAGUCCAAAUAGUACAAUGCUGUUGUCGCUGGCAGAUGGAUAUUAACCAUUGGACUUAAAGCUACUAAAGGAAACUGCCUAUUGUAUGAUUCCGUAACUCAGCAGGUAUCUGCGUGGCAUUUACCCUAACGCUUGCUGGCAUCAUGGUGCAGUGCUCGGUUCCGCUACCCAGUAGUGCUUUGGGCAUCUGUGUCUCUCCAGUGAUCACUGGCGGUUGUUGAUGUACAAGCAAGAAAUUCUCUUUGGAUGUCUAUCCCAGCAGUUCCGUUUGUGCAAAUGAAUGCAAUGCGCGCUCGCAAUAAGAGCUGCCAUUUCUAUGGAAAUGCUUUCCUACGUUGUAAGUGCCUGUUGCAAAGCUCAAAGAGCAAACCUGAGGCAGACUCUUGUGCACACCUUAAAGGGGUAAUAUUUAUAAGCAGCAGUAAGUAUUCAUGUUGCACUAGCAGCUGCCUCCAAUGCCACUACUACCCCCCGUGGUACAUAUUUAUUUGUAAGCAGCAAGGAGUUAUGCAACCUCUAAGCCCUGACACUUUUUGUGAUCCAACCUAGUUUUUUUUUUUCCUAAUAAAUUUCUAGAACAAACACAAGUACCUUUAAAUUAUCCACUAACAUUAAUUGUGUCAUUAAUUCAUUAAUAAUGGGACUACACUUUCUGUAUGCAAUGCUCUAGCAGUCGGUUACAGAAGCAGUGUAGUUUUAAUGGCGGUAGAAAAAUGGAGCCCGCUGUAAUUUGACUCCCACUGUGUAUGGGGGAUUGCAGUGGCGUCGCACAGCUCUUACCUCAUUCUGUACAUAAGCUUUUGUGAAUCACUUUUGUAUUGUUAAAAGAAAAUUCAUAUGGAGAGGUAAUAUUUUGAUUUGUAAUAUUUCUAAUCGGCAGAUAAAAGAACAACAAAAAUUUAAUUUAUUUUUAUAUUUUUCAGGGGAAUUUUAAAGGAUCGUCUUGGAUUUUGUACACUCUUUUUGUAGGCGUGGUUCAUUUUCAUAUUGGUUUCUGCGAAUAAUUUAAACGGAUGUGUUUUGAUAUGGGGUUUCAGAAAUAAAUUGUAAUGAUACAAAGGCUGGCCAUGUUACUACAGGAACACUCUGUUUGGGGUAUGAAAUCACAUGACUUGCACCAAAUAGCAAUAUGGAGGCUUCCAUGCCUUCAGUCAGCGCCGGCUCUGUUCCUUAGUACAGUCUUCUCCAACGGGGGGUUCAUUCUUCCAAUCCGGAGCAGUUUUAUUGCUUGUGUGAGUGCAAUUGGGCACAUGUGCUGGAUUUAGAUUUAUGUUUACAUCACAGACUAUUUCUGUGUAUUUUCUUCCAGGCCUUAUUGACUAUACAGCAAAUGCUGGCUGCUUCCAAACUCACGCGUGCAAGGUCACUAUUGAAACACUGGAUUUUACAUCUAUCACUCAACAAAACAUUAAUAACCGAUGAAUGAAAACCUUCAUUCCUGUGGUCCAGUUGACUGAAUACUAGAAAUGACUGUGGUACGUUAUAGUCAUUGCCAGUGAAUAGUCCUUUUAAGAAAUAUAUAUAUAUAUAUUUAUGUAGACCAACUUAUUUGCAAAAAGAUAUUUAAAAUUCACCAACAUCUGCAAACAAGAGUUCUAUGAAAGUCUAACGUUCUAAUAUCUCUCAUACUUGCUGGCUACUGCUUCUUAAAAUGUAUGUUUUUUUUCCAUUUUAAAUUUUUGUUUUAAGGAGUGGAGGGGGGAGGGAAUUUGUGUUUUGUUUUCAAUCAAAAUCUUAGCCAUGCAAUAAAAAAAAAUGACUUAAACUACUCUGGUGUUAAACAUUAAUGUAUAAAAAUCCAAAAAUCGUUGAAUCACAAAUAAAGGCUUAUAUUUUGUCACACUUA